Molecule: messenger RNA, 942 nt
Organism: Dacryopinax primogenitus
Lineage: Eukaryota; Fungi; Basidiomycota; Dacrymycetes; Dacrymycetales; Dacrymycetaceae
Product: NADP-binding protein
Exons: 7
Coding region: 64-846 (260 amino acids)
Molecular function (GO): oxidoreductase activity, acting on the CH-OH group of donors, NAD or NADP as acceptor
Source: RefSeq, a predicted model, not a curated record
UCUACCGUAUGUACGAUCUGAUCAUUCCUCCCACUCGACUUGACUUCCCUCAAGCUCUUAAGGAUGCUCACCUACGUCGUCACAGGAGCGAAUCGCGGGCUCGGGUUCGGCUUCGCUCGGCAACUAGCCGAGGAAGGGAACAAGGUGUUCGCUACCGCGAGAGAUGUUGAGUCUGCCGCUGACUUGGCAGCUCUGCCGGGCGUGACGGUCGUUCAGCUCGAAACUACAGACCCGGAAUCGUGCAAGAAAGCGGCUCAGACAGUCGCUGAGCUUUGCGGCGGGGCAGUCGACGUGCUUAUCGCGAACGCGGGAUACAAUGGCGUGGGCGCGUUCUACGAACUCGGUACCUUUCCCUCAGACGCGGUCCUCAUGGCCGAGGUCGAAUCCGCUUAUAAGACGAAUGUGCUCGGCAACAUCCUCACCAUCAACGCUUUCCUUCCCCUUGUACAGAGGGGCAGGAAGAAAACAGUGGUCGCGCUUUCUAGCGGAAUGGCAGACCUGAAGUUCCAGGAAGACCUGGGGUAUUCUGGAAAUGCGGUUUAUGGGGCUUCAAAGGCAGCAUUGAACUACGUGAUCGGAAAAUAUGCGAUAAGGCACAAGGACGAGGGGAUGAUCUUCGUUGCGCUCUGUCCUGGCUGGGUACGCACUUCCGGUCCCGAGGAUGAGCCAUACUCAAAAGAAGCGCUUGCGCCAUUUAUCAAAAUGCUCCAGCAAGUAGAACCUACCUGCAGUGGACCCAAAAGCUUGAGAAAUGGGACCGACGCGUGCCUCAACGUUAUCAAACGCCUGACGGUGGAACAUAACGGUCAGCUGCUUUCGUAUCAUGGGGAUAAGAAAUGGGUGUGAAGGCGCAAAGAUUGUAUUUCGGAGUUGGAUGUGGACACAACUGUUCUCUACUAUGAAUGGCUGUUCCCGCCAUGAGCAUCUGGAAAUCAGUCCUCU